Monopterus albus (swamp eel) is the source of this 1344-nucleotide messenger RNA. RefSeq names its product N-myc (and STAT) interactor (gene nmi). The coding region runs from base 137 to 1273 and encodes 378 amino acids. Gene Ontology annotation, cellular component: cytoplasm. The transcript is spliced from 9 exons. NCBI's taxonomy places the organism in Eukaryota, Metazoa, Chordata, Actinopteri, Synbranchiformes, Synbranchidae. The record is from RefSeq and is a predicted model, not a curated record.
UCUGUGUGACAAUAAGGCCGAAUACAGAAUAGACAGGACGGUUUAUGUUGUUUAGCAGCACGUAGGCCUGCUCGAUUUGAUUUGGGACACUUUGUUAACGGGGUUUCGUUUUUGUCGUCGUCGACAGGUUUGUCAUAUGCACAGUACCAGGCGAAUACAUGACAAGAUGCACCUUGGUCUGGAGGAAGACGGUGAUUUCGAGGAGGCCAAGAAAGAACUAGAGACAUGGAAGGCUAAAACAGAGAAAGCUGAUGAUGCAAAAUCGAGGCUGAUAGUGGAAAAAUUGGAGGAAGAUGAAGCCAAGGAGAAGGCCAAGCAGGAGAUGAUGGCUUUGGUCCAAAAGCAAGAGGAGUGUCGUAAGGAAUUCUCUCAGAGCCUGAUUGCAGUGAAGGAUAAAAUCCAGGAGCUUGCUAAUCACAAGCAACAUUUACUGGACAAACUGAAGAGAUGUCAGGCUGAACUAGAUGAUAAGAGGGCUGAAUCCACCAAACUGAUGCAGAAGUUUAAGAUCUUUGCCCAGAUUCCAGACACAGAGGUGAAGUUCAGCACUCAACACAAAGAGGAGAGUGAUGAUGACGGUCAGCCAAUCAGAGGAGUGUUCACCAUCACUCAGAAAGCUUCAGUGCUUUUGCAGGGCGGGCAGGCACUCAUCACCUUUGAGGAGGAGAAAGUGGCCUCUCAGAUCCUGAAGAUUGCCAAGUGCUCUGUGUCCUGUGAUAACAUGUGUCUGGAUGUGAAACCAAGAAGAAUAACCAUGGAUCCUGCUGUCAAGUUUGAGGUCCACCUCGAUGUAUCCAGAAAGGAGCUCAAGGUUUCUAAUGUCCCCUCUUCCAUGCCAGAGGUCAGAAUGAAGGAUAGACUAGAACUCAGUUUCUCCAAGCCCAGCAGAGGAGGAGGAGAGGUGGAACGUGUGGACUAUGAUAAGAACACUGGGACAGGACAAAUCACCUUUCUCCAUCCUGGAGUUGCACAGAGCCUGGGCCAGCAAGGGAGAUACCGUGUGGAUCUUGACUCUGAAGUGAACGUACAGGUUGGACCCAUUUACAAAUACCAGCUGCGCAAGUUUCAGACCUACUGUGGCACCCCAAAGCGAACCAUCCUCCUAGAUGACAUCAAGGACAUAGAGGAUGUGGAGGAUCUGCAGGACCAUCUGGAGAUCCACUUUCAGAAGCCCAGCAACUGUGGUGGUGAGAUAGAGAGCAUAAAGUAUAUCUCUGGGGGGAAUGCUCUGCAGGCCUUUUUCCAUGAGGACAUGGCAGAGAGAGAUGACUAAUGAAACAGAAGGAGCCAAAGCACUAGCGGCUACAACGUAUGCUGCCCGGCCAAAUUAAAGGUCGCAGCUAU